Messenger RNA from Aspergillus pseudonomiae, 534 nucleotides. RefSeq lists its product as uncharacterized. The record is from RefSeq and is a predicted model, not a curated record. Lineage: Eukaryota; Fungi; Ascomycota; Eurotiomycetes; Eurotiales; Aspergillaceae. Bases 1 to 534 code for a protein of 177 amino acids. The transcript has 2 exons.
AUGCAGUUUAACGUCAUUGUCGCACUUUUGGCCAUUGGAGCGCCCCUGGCCUAUACUGCACCCAUAGUUGGUCAGGAUAACGAGGCAAUUCCAUUCUACGAAAAGCGUACCGACAACAGUGAAGCUAUCCCAUUCUACCCAAAACGGGAGGAAAAUAGCGAGGCUAUCCCGUUCUACCCAAAACGAGAGGACAAUAGCGAGGCUAUACCAUUUUACCCAAAACGCGAGGAAAAUAGCGAGGCUAUCCCAUUCUACCCAAAGCGGGAGGACAAUAGUGAGGCUAUCCCAUUCUACCCAAAACGGGAGGAAAAUAGCGAGGCUAUCCCAUUCUACCCAAAACGAGAGGCAAAUAACGAGGCUAUACCAUUCUACCCAAAACGAGAGGACAAUAGUGAGGCAAUUCCUUUCUACCCAAAGCGGGACGAAAAUAACGAGGCGAUACCAUUCUACCCCAAACGGGAGGAACAUAGCGAGGCUAUUCCUUUCUAUGAAAAGCGGGCCGAGGAGAGUGAGGCCAUCCCCUUCUAUGAGUAG